UAAAGGGGAGCGACGGGGCUGCGGCGGUAGGAGGAGCGCGGGGGCCGGGGGUAGUGAGGUCUGGAGGUCUGGGCGGCGAGCGGGCAGCGCGGCCUUGGCCUAUGUGACUGGGCGGCGCCGGCGCGGCCUCCGUCUGGAGAGGAUUCAAGAUGACCAGCGAGGAACCUCUUCUCAAAAAGGUUCGGCUGAGUGAAACAGACUUCAAAGUUAUGGCACGGGAUGAGUUAAUUCUAAGAUGGAAACAGUAUGAAGCAUAUGUCCAAGCUUUGGAGGGCAAAUACACAGAUCUUAAUUCUAAUGAUGUAACUGGGUUAAGGGAGUCUGAAGAAAAACUAAAGCAACAACAGCAAGAGUCUGCUCGCAGGGAAAACAUCCUUGUAAUGCGACUAGCAACCAAGGAGCAAGAGAUGCAAGAGUGUACUACUCAAAUCCAGUACCUCAAGCAAGUCCAGCAGCCUGGCGUUGCCCAACUGAGAUCAACAAUGGUAGACCCAGCGAUCAACUUGUUUUUCCUAAAAAUGAAAGGUGAACUGGAACAGACUAAAGACAAACUGGAACAAGCCCAAAAUGAACUGAGUGCCUGGAAGUUUACGCCUGAUAGAGGCCUGAUGGCGUCGGACUAUUCCGAAGAAGUGGCCACCUCCGAAAAAUUCCCCUUCUAGAACAUGUAGACACUUGAGAAAUGUUUCUGUUUGAAGAAAAUAGAGGGAGAAACAGAAGUUUUAAGUCUGUGGCACACUGUGUCUUCAGGCAGUUUGGAGGAAUGAAAACCUAGAGAUUUAAAAUCAUGAAUUGAACAUGUAAAAUUCCAGUAAAAUGUAAAAAUGGAAUAUGCAUCGCUCUUAACCUUGAGCAUAGUGACUUAGAGACACUGUAUAUCAGUUUUGCCAAUAAGACUGUGGACUUC
Messenger RNA from Leptonychotes weddellii (Weddell seal), 907 nucleotides. The record is from RefSeq and is a predicted model, not a curated record. NCBI's taxonomy places the organism in Eukaryota, Metazoa, Chordata, Mammalia, Carnivora, Phocidae.